Trypanosoma theileri is the source of this 999-nucleotide messenger RNA. RefSeq names its product protein phosphatase 2C. Lineage: Eukaryota; Euglenozoa; Kinetoplastea; Trypanosomatida; Trypanosomatidae. The transcript has a single exon. The record is from RefSeq and is a predicted model, not a curated record. Bases 1 to 999 code for a protein of 332 amino acids.
AUGCACGCAUCGUUGCGCUUGUUAAGGCAUGCAGGCAAAGGAAAUAUAUUUAGCUUCUACUACCGUUGUGUGCAGUUCUCACCACACCCUGAUAAACAGGAAACUGGCGGCGAGGAUGCGUUUCUUUCGCUACUUGGAGUGCAGGCGGUUUUAGAUGGUGUGAGUUGGUGGAAGGAGCAUCGCACGGUGGAUGCUGGUUUAUACAGUGCUGCGCUUGCCCGUGCGAUGCAUGCGUAUGUGGAGGAAGAACUAAUGGGCGAAAAUCCCGCCUCCUCGUUGGAUGUUCUGCAGCACGCAUAUGAUGUAUGUAAGACGGAAGAAAUUGAAGGAACCGCUACAGCACUUGUAGCGACACUACAGCCGUUGCGUGAAGAAGAGGUAGCGACUGCGAAUAAAAGUGGCAACAGCUCAAACUCCGUUUUAGAUAUCUGUAGUCUUGGAGAUUGCACGGCGGUGUUGGUUCGUCGUGGGCGUGUGGUGUUUGUGAGUAGUGAACAGACACACGAUCUUGACUUCCCAUACCAAUUGGGAAAAGGUAGCGGAGAUACACCGUCACGUGCGUUGAAUUACCGCAUACCAGUAGAGGCCGGCGACAUGCUGUUACUAGGGAGUGAUGGUGUGUUCGACAACCUCUACCCUGUUCGUGUAGCUGAUAUUGUGUGGUCGCCAGUAAACCGAGUGCGCAUGGAGCACAACGUUGACAGCGGCAGCACAGCGUGGAGAAACAAACCGCUUCUCUUCUACGAGAGUAUGAUGCACGCCAUCGCAACAGGGUCGGAGGAUGCACUGCGGGAGGCGCGAUGUGCUGCACGGGACUUGCAUGCGGAUACUCCAUACGCCCAUAAGGCAGUAGAGGGUGGGGCCUACUACGAGGGUGGGAAGCAGGAUGACAUGACAUUGCUUGUGUCUAUCAUUGAUGAGGAGUGUGAGAUGGGGACGGGGGAACGUAUCAUACGCAGUACGGUGAUGAAUCCAUAUCCGUACAGAGAUUGGCCAUAA